ACUGAGUGUUUUAAGAGCUCUGUUCUGAGAAGUCAUCCCGUGCCACCCAAGAGAACAGUGUCUAUGCCACCAACAGCAGAAUAUGUCGCUUACUGUAAAUGGACUGACCUGAUGAUGCCAACCAGAAGAAGAAGUGGGGUGGGGGCCAGGCGCGUACUAGAUCGUCAAUCCCUGCCUCGCUAAAGUCAGUCUGCCGAAGUCACUGCAGCUGUCGGGAAGAAUGUCUCUAUCUGAUGAGUAUUGUGAGGAAAAAGCGGGCAACAGGGAUGGGGGAGCCUUGGCCCAACAGAGGAAGCUGAUCUUGGGCUUGAUGGUUUGGUGCACCCUGCUGACUCUCGGCCUCGCCACAUCCAUAAUCUACUUCCAGUUCAUUCCUAGAGCAUCACAAGAUCCUGCUAAGAAUGAGGACAACAAUCCACAUAAGUCCCUACAGAACUUCACCUCACCCGUUGGCAACAAAAAAGACACAGAAGAUAAACUAAUAGCAUUUCAACCAAAAUGGGACAAUAGAUACUGGGUGGAGACACUCCGCUGGGGCAAUGGAAUUAUUAAAUCUCAAAGUUUCAUCUCUGGAGAUUUACAGCUGACGGUUCAAAAGGAUGGCCAAUAUUUCCUCUACCUACAGGUCACCCUUGACAGCGGGGAUACAGGACAGAAAUAUGAAGUAACUGUGAUCGGUCACAAAGUGAGCGGUCACAAAGACUCGAUUCAACUUUUAUCGAGUCAUAUCAGUAACACAAACCUCUCGACUGGUUUCAUGGGUAAAGGAAUCCCCUUGAAUAAAGGGGCUUUUAUAACUGUAACUUGCAAGCCUAAAGCCUAUAUCAAAAAUGAUGAGAAACACACUUACCUGGGUGUAAUCAAGAUUGGAUAAUCCUGAAUCAGCCCUGUAUCAUGAAAUCGACGGAUGACAAUAUGAAUGUGGACAGUAUGCUGGGAAGCACUUAAAUGCACACUGGAUGGAGUAUAGACGACAUAUUCGUUUUAAGAGAUGUAUUUUUCCCUAAAGAGGCUGUCUGCCUUCAUUGCACUAUAUUUAAGCUUUUUCCCCACUCAGUGGACACUUUGUAUUGCUAUGUAUUUCUACAUGGACACAAUGAAGCAGGAUUUACGAUCCUAACGGAGGAUUGGGAACCUGUGUUUGAUCACUAUGUGAAUAUUUAUUAUUCAAUUGCACACAAGGGAGAACGAAGAGGCUUUCAAACGUAUCAGGUUAUCUCCCUUUAAAAAAGUAAAAUAAAAUGAAGCUUUGGCCAACUAAGAUGUCACUGCUCAGCUGGCAUAUCAACAUGAAUCACUGAAAUUACAGUAUGUAUAUAUAGUCGUAUAGACGUAUUAGUGUGUUAUAUUGCGAGUUUUGUUGUUUGUAUUUAUUUAUGCCAUUUAUUAAACAGUGCCAAGAAACAGAUUUGGACACUUUCGUCUGUGAAUGUCAUUACAUUAUGGUAGAAAAUAGAAAGUUAAGUGACUGGGGUUUCGAGUCUGUUUUCAUGACGGUAGCGUGGUUUACUGUAAAACUUCAUUGUGGUUUGGGGUUAGGGUUUAAUGUAUGUUUCUGUAAGAUC
This is a messenger RNA of Paramisgurnus dabryanus, 1565 nucleotides long. RefSeq names its product TNF superfamily member 18 (gene tnfsf18). Gene Ontology annotation, cellular component: membrane. Gene Ontology annotation, molecular function: tumor necrosis factor receptor binding. Gene Ontology annotation, biological process: tumor necrosis factor-mediated signaling pathway; T cell proliferation involved in immune response; immune response. The record is from RefSeq and is a predicted model, not a curated record. Lineage: Eukaryota; Metazoa; Chordata; Actinopteri; Cypriniformes; Cobitidae.